UCUUUCUGAUUCUGUAGAAAAAAAAAAAAAAGCCGCACCACCCCCCACACCACCACAGAAAAUUUCUUGCAAAACUCUUUCUUCUCUUCUCUCCUCUUUCUAUCUUUACGCUUCCUUCUCCUUCUCUUCUAUACUUUUCUCUCUGUCUAAACCAGUGCAGGUUCAGAGUUUAUUCGGUUAAACUGAUCGUCCAUUGAGAUGUGAUUUGUGGAUCAAGCGAUGACUACCAACAAGAACGCCAACACAGAACCGUCUCUGGGAGAUGGCGGUGCUGCUCAACCUCCUGCUGGACCUCCGCCGCAGGGACAGUCUGAAGAUGUUCGUUCCCGGGCUGGGAAUUCGGUUUUUAAGAGUGGGCCUCUUUUUAUAUCAUCUAAAGGAAUUGGCUGGACAUCCUGGAAGAAGCGUUGGUUUAUUCUUACGCGAACUUCACUGGUUUUCUUCAGAAGUGAUCCAAGUGCUGCUACUCAAAAAGGGAGUGAAGUGAACUUGACUCUUGGUGGUAUUGACCUCAACAAUUCAGGCAGUGUGGUCGUGAAAUCAGACAAAAAACUAUUGACUGUUCUCUUUCCUGAUGGUCGUGAUGGGAGAGCUUUCACUCUUAAGGCUGAAACUUUAGAAGAUUUAUAUGAGUGGAAGACUGCUCUUGAGAAUGCUCUGGCACAAGCACCAACUGCUGCUCUUGUGAUUGGGCAAAAUGGUAUCUUCAAGAAUGAUCAGAAUGAUGGAACUGAUUGUUCUAUAGACCAUUGUGCAGUAACAUUGAAGGAUAAAGUGCCCGUGAAAGCUUUGGUCAUUGGCAGACCAGUUUUACUUGCUCUAGAAGAUGUUGAUGGUUCUCCGUCUUUCCUAGAAAAAGCUCUUAGAUUUAUCGAAGAGCAUGGAGUAAAGGUGGAAGGAAUCUUACGGCAAGCUGCAGCUGUUGAUGAUGUUGAGCAUCGAAUUCGGGAAUAUGAACAAGGAAAAUCAGAGUUCUCUCCAGAGGAAGAUGCACAUGUAAUUGCUGAUUGUGUCAAGUUUUUCCUCCGUGAGUUGCCAUCCUCUCCUGUCCCUGCAUCUUGCUGCAAUGCACUGCUAGAAGCAUUUCGAAAAGAUCGUGGCAAUCGAGUUAAUGCCAUGCGAGUAGCAAUAUUAGAAACCUUCCCUGAGCCAAAUCGUCGCUUAUUACAAAGAAUUUUACUGAUGAUGCAAACUGUGGCUUCCCACAAAGCUGUGAAUCGAAUGAGCACUUCAGCUGUUGCUGCUUGUAUGGCACCUUUACUUCUUCGUCCCCUUUUAGCUGGCGAGUGUGAAAUUGGAAAUGAUUUUGAUAUGGGAGGUGAUGGUUCCAUUCAACUUCUGCAAGCAGCUGCUGCAGCUAACCAUGCUCAAGCCAUUGUUAUAACAUUAUUGGAGGAGUAUGAUAAGAUAUUCAGUGAAGGCGUCAUGUCCCCUGGAUUAUACUCCGACUCAGAAGAGUGUGAAAGUGAGGAUGAGGAGGUAACAGAUGAUGAUGAAUCCUAUGAAGAUGAUGAACAGGACGAUGUAUCACAAGAGUCUGAUGCAUAUUCAGAAGAUGAUAUUGACAAUGUAUCAACCGGAACUGAGAGUGGUGAAUCUGGGGACAAUGAUAUGUCUGAGAAUAAGAUGCAGGGUGAUGAUCAUAGCUCUGGUUCUGACUCCCCUCAUGUAGAUAAUGAUUGUAGAGUUGAAGAAGAGUUGUCAAAUUCAGUUCAAACUUCAGUACCUUCACAUCAUGAUGUAGAAAGGAGUGAGAAUAUUCUGGGCCAAAAUAACAAUAAUUUGCCAAAACAAAGCAUUGAGUCAGGCAAAUUGGCAGGAGGAUUUCCUGGAGAAACAAUUUUGGAAAAAAUACAAACGGGUUAUCCAUCUGCUUUCAUUCAAAAAUCUGUGAGCAUGUCCAAUGGAGAGGAGCAUAAGUCUUCAACCAUUUUGGACCAAAUCUCUGCAAGGAAGAACCUAUCUAUGGAAUCCAUUGAUUAUGAUUUUGAUGAUGAAGUUGAAAUCCAGAAGCUGGAGGCUACUAAAAUUGACUUGCAAAAUAGAAUUUGUGAUGAGGUUAAAGAUAAUGCAGUUUUGCAAGCCAACUUGGAAAAACGAAAGAAGGCAUUGCAUGAGCGCCGUCUAGCCCUUGAGCAAGAUGUGGCAAGACUACAGGAAGAGCUGCAAAAGGAGAGGGAUAAGAGGAUGGUUCUGGAAGCAGGACUUAACAAAUCUCAGGCACACCAAUCUAUUCCAGCUAUAAUUGAUGAAAAAAUGAAGGCGGACCUUGAGGAAAUAAGUCAAGCAGAGGCUGAUGUCUCCAAUUUGAAGCAAAAGGUGGAUGAUCUCAGUGUGCAGCUAAAUCAACAGAUUGAGCAAAACUAUGGCUACACACAUGAUUCAAGCAAUCAGCCAAUGCAUACUUCAAAUCAUCAAGCAAAGCGGAAAGAUAAACAGAGAGAUACUGAAGGUAAUGCUACUUCAAAUCUUGGUGGGUCUGCAAACAAGGAUACUUGUGCAGACGAAUCAACUAAUUUAACAAACAAGCCUGCACCUCAAAACCAACAGCCAGAUCCAGCACGAAGCAGCAACUCCAGGUCUUCAACCAAUUCCAAGAAGUCUAGCUUGAGAAGUGAGGGGGUGAAUUCUACAACUUUUGCACUGACAAAGUUGACAACCCGACUCAAUUUUCUGAAGGAGCGGCGUAGCCAGCUUACUAGUGAACUCCAAAAUAUGGAUAAAGGCCGAGCUUCAGGUCAUGCAACUACAACUAAUAAAGUUAGAGGAUCAGAGGUCCGUCAAUCAUCCCAAAUCCCCGACAAGAGCCAAGGUUCAGAAAUUCAUUCUGUUCAAAAUCCAGAAAAUGAUAGAGGAUCAGAGAGCUCUCAUUGCCUUCUAAACGUAGAUAAAGGACUGGGGACAGAAGGUCAAUCACAUAAAAAUUCUGAAAAAUCUCGAAGAUCGGAUAAUCACCUAGAUGGAGGGAAAUCUUCGGAAAGUCAACAUCCCCAAGAUUCGGAGAAAGGAAAAUCUGAAGGCCAUGGAUCUCAUAAUUCUGGCAAAGUUAAAGGAUUGGGAGGCCAACCUCAGGCGACUCCAAGAACCAACUCCAGAUGAUGCUAAAUGAUUAUCAUUUUUGUGCACAAACUAGCAUUGUUUAUGUCCUUCCUCGGCAAUUUGUGUGAGAUGGAUCAUACACUUGGUAAAUGGAGAUAGCAAUGCAUCAAGGUGCUUGAUGCCUACAAUGAAGAAGUUGCUCAAAGUCCGGACACAUCCCAUAAGCCCUAGAUGUACAUAUCAACCAUUUCCUUGAAGUAAGUUGAGUUGUACAAGUUGAAUGGCUUGGAAGUUAAAAGUUAGUUGCUGAUAUUUUACUGGUUUAGAGCCAAAGCAGGAGUUCGAAGCAUCCUUUGUAUAAAUGCAAUUUUUAAUGUAAUUAGAGUUGCUCGGCCAGUGUGCUCUUACAGGACCUGGAAUCAAGCCUUCACCUACCGUCUUGAGGGUUUAAUUCAGAUACAUCGAUUAUCCUAGAGAUCAUUUUGAUUAGAUGAUUUUCAUUACCCAGUUUCUGCAA
Messenger RNA from Hevea brasiliensis (rubber tree), 3556 nucleotides. Its product is annotated as rho GTPase-activating protein REN1. The transcript is spliced from 24 exons. The coding region runs from base 220 to 3099 and encodes 959 amino acids. The record is from RefSeq and is a predicted model, not a curated record. NCBI's taxonomy places the organism in Eukaryota, Viridiplantae, Streptophyta, Magnoliopsida, Malpighiales, Euphorbiaceae. Gene Ontology annotation, biological process: signal transduction.